UUUCACACUCACUAUUAAUCUAUAUAUAUGCACACGCAUAUUAUCCAUAACCAAACCAAAUCCUCACAUCCCUUGAUAUCAAUUUCUUAAUUUCUUCACCCUUUGCUUUGUGAUCUUUAUUAUCUUUCUCAGCAAUAUAAAAUAGAUAGAUUGCCAUGGCCAUUCGUUUGCCCGGAAUUAUGCAUGCUAAGCACAUUCUUCGACGCUCCAACUCAUUCAGAAAGCAUUUAGCUUCAACAUCUAUAGAUGUUCCAAAAGGCUACAUUGCAGUUUAUGUUGGAGAGAGUGAAAUGAGGCGCUUUGUAAUUCCUAUAUCGUUCUUGAACCAGCCUUCAUUUCUAGAAUUGCUAAGUAAGGCUGAGGAAGAAUUUGGAUAUGAUCAUCCAAUGGGUGGUCUCACAAUUCCUUGUAGUGAAGACAUCUUCAUUGAUCUCACUUCUCGCUUACAUGAACUGUGAAAUGGUGCCUCUAAGAUGAAACAGUAGUGACAAUUUUGUAUAUCUAUGUAAAUUCUUUCUUUCUUUGGGCGGAAGAAGAGAUGGGGAUUGUCCAUCCACUAAAGAUGUUACAAUUAGAAAUACUAUAGCCCUUCUCACAUUCUCCAGAGAAAUGUAAAAUUGAGUCAACUUUUUGUUGAAAGGGAUUCUCUUUGGUUUUA
Messenger RNA from Quercus robur (English oak), 658 nucleotides. RefSeq names its product auxin-induced protein 15A-like. Gene Ontology annotation, biological process: response to auxin. The coding region runs from base 156 to 458 and encodes 100 amino acids. The transcript has a single exon. The record is from RefSeq and is a predicted model, not a curated record. Lineage: Eukaryota; Viridiplantae; Streptophyta; Magnoliopsida; Fagales; Fagaceae.